Messenger RNA from Dendronephthya gigantea, 781 nucleotides. RefSeq names its product homeobox protein EMX1-like. The transcript is spliced from 2 exons. Lineage: Eukaryota; Metazoa; Cnidaria; Anthozoa; Malacalcyonacea; Nephtheidae. The record is from RefSeq and is a predicted model, not a curated record. Gene Ontology annotation, molecular function: DNA binding; DNA-binding transcription factor activity, RNA polymerase II-specific. Gene Ontology annotation, biological process: regulation of DNA-templated transcription. The coding region runs from base 77 to 562 and encodes 161 amino acids.
GCGAUUCACCUACUUUAAUUACUCCAGCUGUAACAACGAAGGUCGCUACAUAUGUAAAAAGCAUUAUAGAGAAUUUAUGACGGAUAAACGAAACAUUGAUCACAAGAAUAUGCGCAAUUCAGAAAAUGAUUACGUGCCACCACCAGUCAAGAGACCAACGGUUAUAUUCUUUCAUGGACUUAAUGAGAAACCGAUCGAGUUGGAUGCUCGAGAGAUCCUAGCUACAACUCCAAGAGGAGUAAAAAGAUUCUUGAAUGCACAAAAUGAAGAGUUGACGAGGAAAGAUGAACGGAAGUUAGAUGAAAAUACAAAAAUAUUCACACGAGAUAACGAAUAUUCGGAAAUGGAGGAAGAUUCCUUACGCAAACGUCAUCGAACGUCGUUCUCCUCUUUCCAACUGAAACGACUUGAGGAAGAAUUUGAACAGGACUGUUAUAUCGUUGGAAUGAAAAGAUGGCGUCUUAGCGAAGAACUAGAAAUUCCUGAAAAACAAAUCAAAAUUUGGUUCCAAAAUAAAAGAACAAAAAUGAAGAAACAUUGUAUAAAUUGCGAGCAUAAGUGAUAUGCUGUGCUCCCGUAGAUUAAUUUGAAUAAAACGCUCAUGAUAAAUGAGACGGUUUAGUAUAUAUACGCCUGUAAAUUAUUGUAUGACACCAGAAUGCCUCAUGAGCAUCCUAAUUUUAUUGAGCAGCUUGCUUUCAUUUAUUAAUUGUUAUAGAUUUUUGCAAAGAUUUUGAAGGGGUUUCUCCCGUUGUGGGAAUUGUGUUUGUAAUAAAGUUCA